AUGGUGACAAAAUUCUACCAGCACAUACUUGCCUUGACAUUUGCUGUGAAAGAGAUCAAUGAGAACCCCACAAUCUUGCCUAAUAUCACUCUUGGGUUUCACAUCUAUGAUAGCUAUCAUGAUGCAAGGAUGACCUACCGCGCCACAUUAGACCUGCUCUUCAAAUCUCACAGAUUUGUCCCGAAUUAUAAAUGUGACCUCCAGAAGAACCUUUUGGCCAUCAUUGGGGGACUUAGCUCUGAUACCUCCUUCCAUAUGAGAGACAGCAUAGGCCUCUACAAGAUUCCACAGCUCACAUAUGGUUCAUUUCCCAUUGAGGAGGAGACUGAGGAAAGUCAUAUCUCUUCCUUCUACCGCAUGGUUCCAAAUGAAGCCCAUCAAUACAUGGGAAUUAUAAGCUUGCUUAAGCAUUUUGGAUGGACAUGGGUUGGACUCUUUGUUGUGGAUGAUGAAAGUGGAGAAAAAUUCUUGCAGACGAUGGAGCCACUGUUUUCCAAAAAUGGAAUCUGUUCAGCCUUCAUACAAAGAUUCCCCAAACUAGCCCGUUUCGAUAAUAUUGAUGAAGUUUACGACGUCCUAUUAAGUAGUUACAAUGAUGUCAAAGAUGACAAAGCCCACACAUUUAUCAUAUAUGGAGAAUCUAUGGCACUCAUAUGGCUGACAGCUAUUUUCUUUUUUCUACAAGAUAUUGAAAAAAAUGACAUUGAAUCAGUUACAAAAGUUUGGAUCAUAACAACUCAGAUUGAUUUCAUAUUGUUGGGGCUUCAAAGGAGCUGGGAUCUUGGUAUCUUCCAAGGUGCCAUUUGCUUCACAAUUCACUCAAAAAAGCUUCCAGGGUUCCAGGAGUUUCUUCAAAGCAUAAAGCCUGAUAGGAUAAAAGAAAAUGGUUUUCUGAAGGACUUCUGGGAGCAAGCAUUUGACUGUGAUUUUCCAAACCCCAAUGUGUCAAUGGACACAAGUGAGCAAUGUACAAGAGAGGAGAGCCUGGAGAGUCUUCCUGAUCCACUCUUUGAAAUGUGUAUGACUGGCCACAGCUACAGUAUCUAUAAUGCUGUCCAUGUGGUGGCUCAUGCUUUACAUGACAUUUCUUUAAAGAGAUCCAAACCCAGAGCAAGGAUGGGUCAUAACACAUUUGAACUUCAAGAUCUGCAGCCUUGGCAGCUCCACCCUUUCCUUCAUGGCAUUUCCUUUAACAAUUCAGCUGGAGAAUCACUGUCCUUUACUGCUAAAAAGGAAAUGGGAAAUGGAUUUGACAUCAUGAACAUGGUCAUAUUCCCAAGCAAGUCCUUCCUUCGAGUGAAAGUUGGAGAGGUGGAUGAUACUGCUCCUGAAGGAAAGAAAUUCAUCAUUCAUGAGGACAUGAUAAUGUGGCAUAAAGGUUUUAAACAGGUGAUGCCCAUUUCGGUGUGCACCGAACACUGCCCUCCUGGUCAUCAGAAGAAAAGGAAGGAAGGUGAAAAAUUUUGCUGCUAUGAUUGUGCUCCGUGUCCAGAAGGCAAGAUUUCAGACCAGAAUGAUACGCACGACUGCUUCAUAUGCCCAGAAGAUCAAUAUCCAAACAGGAAGAGAAACCAAUGCAUCUCCAAAACUAUGAGCUUUCUUUCCUAUGAGGAACCUUUCGGGAUCAGCCUAACUUCUGUUGCUCUAUCUUCUUCCCUUCUCACAACUCUGGUGUUAGGCACUUUUGUGAAGCACAAAGAUACCCCCAUUGUCAAAGCCAACAACCGAGCGCUCACCUACGCUCUCCUGGUCUCUCUUCUGCUCUGCUUCCUCUCUUCUUUGCUGUUCCUUGGAAAACCUAGGGAAAUGACCUGUCUUCUCAGACAACCUGCUUUUGGCAUGAUCUUCUCUGUGGCUAUUUCUUGCAUGCUGGCCAAAACAAUCACUGUAGUUGUAGCUUUCAUGGCCACCAAGCCAGGCUCUAGCAUGAGGAAGUGGGUAGGGAAAAGUCUGGCCUACUCUGCUGUAGUUUCCUGUUCUUUUAUUCAAUCUAUUGUUUGUACUUUGUGGUUGAUGACAUCUCCCCCGUUCCCUGAUGUAGAUAUGCACUCUAUAACCACAGAAAUCAUUGUGCAAUGUAAUGAAGGGUCAGUGACCCUGUUUUAUUGUGUCCUGGGCUACAUGGGCCUCCUGGCCAUUGCCAGCUUCAUUGUGGCAUUUCUUGCUCGCAGAUUACCUGACAGUUUUAAUGAAGCCAAAUUCAUUACCUUCAGCAUGUUGCUCUUUUGCAGUGUUUGGCUUUCUUUUCUUCCAACUUACCUGAGCACCAAAGGGAAAUACAUGGUAGUGGUGGAGAUCAUCUCCAUCUUGGCCUCCAGUGCUGGGUUAUUGGGCUGCAUCUUCGCUCCAAAAUGCUACAUCAUUAUCUUGAGGCCUGAGUUGAACAACAGAGAGCAACUAAUAAAGAGAAAGAAUUAA
Molecule: messenger RNA, 2418 nt
Organism: Podarcis raffonei (Aeolian wall lizard)
Lineage: Eukaryota; Metazoa; Chordata; Lepidosauria; Squamata; Lacertidae
Product: vomeronasal type-2 receptor 26-like
Exons: 5
Coding region: 1-2418 (805 amino acids)
Biological process (GO): G protein-coupled receptor signaling pathway
Cellular component (GO): membrane
Molecular function (GO): G protein-coupled receptor activity
Source: RefSeq, a predicted model, not a curated record